Messenger RNA from Capsicum annuum, 1484 nucleotides. Its product is annotated as dehydrodolichyl diphosphate synthase CPT3. Gene Ontology annotation, cellular component: endoplasmic reticulum. The coding region runs from base 436 to 1299 and encodes 287 amino acids. The transcript is spliced from 2 exons. Gene Ontology annotation, biological process: polyprenol biosynthetic process. Lineage: Eukaryota; Viridiplantae; Streptophyta; Magnoliopsida; Solanales; Solanaceae. The record is from RefSeq and is a predicted model, not a curated record.
UAUGUUAAUGACACUCCAUUUUGAUGAUAUGUUCCUAGUUAUAGUUGGAGAAUCUAAUUUAACCUUCGUCAUGUUUUUCUUGUUUCUUUCUUUAAGUCUUAAGGAACAAAUUACAAAUAUAUAGGUUUUUGAGGUUUGAAAAUUAGGUGGGUUUUAGGUAAAAGAGGGCUAACAUACCAAAACUGUGAAUUGUAUUGUGAUGUAAAUGCAGGUACUUAUAAUUCGCCCACAUGGAGGACGCUGCUAAUGAACAGGAGAUCCCUAGUUUCACAUUUGCUUAUCUAAAAUCAUCAUCGCCAGCUUUGGGUCAUCUCAGUGUCUAUUUGAGGGUACACAAAUACCUUCUCCAACAGCAUUUUUUGAGGGUUUGUGUCUGAUAUUCCUUCACUCGGUUCUGACACUUGAAUUAUUUGAAUUUGGUCUGGGAUUUGAAAAAUGUUGAAGACAAUUGAUGGUUUAGCAAGGAGGUUGGUUGGGAGUUCAUUGGUCAACAUGCGCAGAUUUCUGUUCCGCAUUUUAUCUGUAGGUCCAAUUCCAAACCACAUCGCCUUUAUUCUGGAUGGGCAUCGGAGGUAUGCCAAGCAACGGAAUAUUGCUGAGGGCAAUGGACACAGAGCUGGAUUUUUGGCUCUCAUGUCCAUGCUCAAGUAUUGCUACGAAUUGGGUGUCAAAUACAUGACAAUAUAUGUAUUCAGCAUUGAUAAUUUCAAAAGAAGGCCAGAGGAAGUUCGAUUCUUGAUGGAUUUAAUGAUGGAGAAAAUUGAAGGACUACUCAAGCAAGAAAGUGUUAUCAACGAAUAUGGAGUGAGAAUACAUUUCGUAGGGAACCUGAACCUUCUUGACGAACCAGUUAGAGUUGCAGUUGAGAAGGCGACCCAAGCCACCGCCAACAACACCAAGAGCAAUCUCCUCAUCUGUAUGGCCUACACUUCUAGUGAUGAGAUCGUCCACGCAGUUAAAGCAUCCUGCCAAGAGAAAUGGAACGAAAUCCAACAACUUAACGCGAACCAAUCUCCAAAUGCAGUAACAGCAGGAGAAAAAUUGGAGCGCGAUCAUUUCAUAUAUCUGGUAGACAUAGAGAGGCAUACAUACAUGGGAUUGGCACCUGAACCUGACAUUCUGAUCCGAACAUCAGGGACGUCUCGCCUCAGCAAUUUCCUUCUUUGGCAGACAACAAACUGCUUACUGUAUUCCCCGAAGGUAUUGUUUCCUGCGAUUGGUUUACGACACUUGUUAUGGGCAGUGUUGAAUUUCCAGCGAGUGUAUCCUCAUUUGGAGAAGGAAAAGAAGCAGUUGUAAAAUCAUUGCGAUUAUUCUUCAUUUUAGCUUCAGGCUAAUGAUGGCUCUGUAAUUAGACACUCCGGUUUAGCCUUGAUCUCGUUUCAUUUUUUUUUUUUUUUUUUAAAGUCGUAUCCAUGUCUAUCUAUAUACACUAUAUUAAAAUUGUUAACAGUAUUGUUCAACUUUUUGUUAUUCAUUAAAAG